This is a messenger RNA of Pundamilia nyererei, 2315 nucleotides long. RefSeq names its product cullin-1. The record is from RefSeq and is a predicted model, not a curated record. The transcript is spliced from 16 exons. Gene Ontology annotation, molecular function: ubiquitin protein ligase binding. The coding region runs from base 478 to 2289 and encodes 603 amino acids. Lineage: Eukaryota; Metazoa; Chordata; Actinopteri; Cichliformes; Cichlidae. Gene Ontology annotation, biological process: ubiquitin-dependent protein catabolic process.
CCGAGGGAGCCUGAAAGCAACUGCAGUUAGUGGCCGCGGCGCUGUGAGCUGAUCUUUGUGCGAACGAAGCAGCGCAGCAGUCGUAGUUAGCAACCGACAGCAAACACACUCGGAGACGGCGGCGGGACACCGAUUUUGGGACUGAAAAACAACUCAUCCGGCGAUUACAAAGUGACUGGGACUGCCUUAAAAUGGUCAUCUGGUGAAGACUUCCGAAGCUUUUAGGUGGAGGAGUGGCAGACAGCGCCACCCAGGCGUGCAGAGUGGGACCCCUUCCCGUCUCACAUAACCGACGACCAGCUUCCCGAGGCCGCCACCAUCGUCCCCAGAUGGACUCCAGACUCUGAGAAAAGAGCGAGGCAGUCGGGACCGAAAUCAAGCGAAGGAGAGGAGGCGCAGGGGGAGGAGCACACGCUCGCUGGAGCAGGAAAGGGAGGGCAUUGGUAGGGAGCGGAGAGGACACUGGGCUCCACCACGAUGUCGUCAAAUAGGACCCAGAACCCACACGGACUGAAACAGAUAGGCCUGGACCAGAUAUGGGACGACCUGCGGGCUGGCAUCCAGCAGGUGUACACGCGGCAAAGCAUGGCCAAGUCACGCUACAUGGAACUCUACACACAUGUAUAUAACUAUUGCACCAGCGUCCACCAGUCCAGCCAGGGCCGGGGCUCCGUGCCUCCAGCAAAGCCCUCCAAAAAGUCCACCACUCCAGGCGGGGCUCAGUUCGUAGGCCUGGAGCUCUACAAGCGGCUCAAGGAGUUCCUGAAGAACUACCUGACGAGCCUACUCAAGGAUGGCGAGGAUCUGAUGGACGAGUGCGUGUUGAAGUUUUACACCCAGCAGUGGGAGGACUACCGCUUCUCCAGUAAGGUCCUUAACGGGAUCUGCGCCUACCUCAACCGCCACUGGGUCAGACGAGAGUGUGACGAGGGACGCAAGGGCAUCUACGAGAUAUACUCGCUGGCACUCGUGACCUGGAGGGAGUGUUUAUUCCGACCCCUCAACAAACAGGUAACAAACGCCGUUCUGAAGCUGAUAGAGAGAGAGAGGAACGGUGAGACCAUCAACACCCGGCUCAUCAGUGGUGUUGUCCAGUCUUAUGUCGAGCUGGGCCUGAACGAGGAGGACGCCUUCGCCAAAGGCCCCACGCUGUCCGUGUACAAAGAGUACUUUGAAUGUCAGUUCCUCACUGACACAGAACGUUUCUACACGCGUGAGAGCACAGAGUUCCUGCAGCAGAACCCCGUCACAGAGUACAUGAAGAAGGCGGAGGCCCGUCUCCUGGAGGAGCAGCGGCGUGUGCAGGUUUACCUCCAUGAAUCCACCCAGGACGAACUGGCCCGAAAGUGUGAGCAAGUCCUGAUCGAGAAGCACCUGGAGAUCUUCCACACAGAGUUUCAGAACCUGCUGGACGCUGACAAGAACGAAGACCUGGGCAGGAUGUACAACCUGGUGUCGCGGAUCACAGACGGUCUGGGUGAGCUGAAGAAGCUUCUAGAGACCCACAUCCACAACCAGGGCCUGGCCGCCAUUGAGAAGUGCGGCGAGGCAGCGCUCAACGACCCCAAAGUGUACGUGCAGACCACCCUGGACGUCCAUAAGAAGUACAACGCUUUGGUCAUGUCUGCCUUCAACAACGACGCCGGCUUCGUGGCCGCACUCGACAAGGCGUGUGGUCGGUUCAUCAACAACAACGCCGUCACCAGGAUGGCUCAGUCGUCCAGCAAGUCUCCCGAGCUGCUGGCCAGAUACUGCGACUCUUUACUGAAGAAGAGCUCCAAAAACCCAGAGGAGGCUGAACUGGAGGACACUCUGAACCAAGUGAUGGUUGUGUUCAAGUACAUCGAGGACAAAGACGUUUUCCAGAAGUUUUACGCCAAGAUGCUGGCCAAACGCCUGGUCCACCAGAACAGCGCCAGCGACGACGCCGAGGCCAGCAUGAUCUCCAAACUCAAGCAAGCGUGCGGCUUUGAGUACACGUCCAAACUGCAGCGAAUGUUCCAGGACAUCGGAGUCAGUAAGGACCUGAACGAGCAGUUCAAGAAGCACCUGACCAACUCUGAGCCGCUGGACUUGGACUUCAGCAUCCAGGUUCUGAGCUCCGGCUCUUGGCCUUUCCAGCAGUCCUGCACCUUCGCUCUGCCCUCAGAGCUGGAGCGGAGCUAUCAGCGCUUCACGGCGUUCUACGCCAGCAGGCACAGCGGCAGGAAGCUGACCUGGCUGUAUCACCUGUCCAAAGGAGAGCUGGUCACCAACUGCUUCAAGAACAGGUACGCGUGCAGUCUGUGAGCGCACAGGUAGGGGGCGCUGUGGCG